AAUUUACUUACAUGACAACGAAAAGAGCCUGUUAUUAAACACCACUGUACAUCCCUUAGUGAAAAAAAAAUCACCGCACUGUAGGGAGGUUAGAUGGUGAUAACCGUAACUAACCGGCUUGUUCAGCAAGCCAAUGUGCCAAACACCGGGAUGCGAUUAGAACUUUCUCGCCCCUCUGGGCUCUGUCUCCGUUAAAGCGGCAAACUAAUCGACGGGAGCAGCCCAUUUCCAGUUCAUCCCACCCCUCCCAUCGCCGCCACCGACCACUCCAACGCCGCCGCCGCCGCCGCCGCUUCGGAAGUUCGGAGCAGCAAGAGACGCAUGGAGCAUAGCCCGCACCUGUUCGACGGCGCGGCGCCCAAGUUCCGGCGGGACGAGAGGAUGGCGGCGCCGCCGCGGGAGGCCACGUGGGUGAUCCUGGCCUGCGUCCCGAGCGUGUCCUCUUCCGACGGCGACUUCGAGGCCGGCGACCACCUCGCCUUCGACUGGCGCGACCCGCCGGGCGUUUCCCUCCUUACCUUGCGCCAGAGCGACUCUGUCUUUGUCUCCCCCGCGCCUCGGGAUUUCUGCCCCGACCGCGACGACCACCCCUACGUCGUCGCCGUCGACUCCGCCGGCGGACUCCUGCUCCGCGGCGCCAGGAGGAGCGCCCACGAUUUCGGCCCCGGCGUCGCGCUCGGAUUCGACCCUGCACCGAGCUGCGCCAACGACGGCGGCUACAUCCUCUGCCACGCUACGCUCCGCAUGGCCUACCUCUACCCGCCCUGCUCCGACGAGUACCGGCUCCUCUACGCCGGGAACGUCGGCAUGAUCCGCAGAACGGCAGCGGAUGGCGACCACCCGAUCCGCUUGUUGGCCGAGCUCCAGAUAGAGUCCGGCAAUGGCAUCCACCGUGCCACCCUACUACGCUACUCCCAGGAGCUCGGACUCGGAGGGUGGGCUUCAACGAAGGUCAACUACCCGCCAGGCCGCCGGUCGUGGUGCGGCGACGGCGUCAUCGUCCACGCCGGGAUGCUCUGGUGGGUGGACCUCUCCUUCGGCCUCCUCACCUGCGACGCGUUCGCCGCGAAGCCAGACAUGCGCUUCGUGCCGCUCCCUGAGGGAUGCAAGCUACCGUACUCCAGCGACGCGGACCACGCCAAGCACCGGUGCGUGAACGUGAGCGACGGCGAGCUGGCGUUCGUGCAGAUCCACGACUACGACACCGCCGCCGGCCGCGGCGCGCCAUCGACGAUCAUGAUCAGCAUGUGGACGCUGCAGCAGUCUGAUGCGGGGGAGGAGUCGGUUUGGUCGCUCCGCCACCGGGUGCGCGUCGACGAGAUCUGGGACCACGUGACAUACCGGAAGACCAUGAUGCCGCGGCGCGUUCCGGUGCUCGCGCUCCUCCACCCCAAGGAGCUCGGCGUGGUGUUCUUCUUCCAGAUCACCUCGCGGAACUCGUGGAUGUUCGCCGUCGACCUGGUCACCAGAAUCGUGCUCGAGUGCAAGAAGUACAAGAUGCCCCAGCUGCCGACGAUGUACCACUCCUCUCGCCACGUCCGCGCUUGGGAGCUGCCACAUUCGAUCUGCCGCGGAGAGGAUGAUGAGACAGAUGAAUCUGACGGAUGAGCUCGACUUGAACUUUUCGAGAGACAAAGCUGAUGAACUGCUGUCAACCACUGGAAGGCUCUUCAUCAAUCCUAGGUUCCAGGAACUGAGGAAUGCCACUGCUUUUCCUAAGUACUUGUCAUUUGUCAUUGUCAAGGCUACCGACGCAUAUGAGGCAUCGUGUCUGAUGCGAGACUUCGUGUCACAUGUCUCCAUGGACGGUUCAAACAUAGUUCCUAGAGUUUCAGGUGAAAGUAUUGUAUGAAUAGUUCAGUGUUGAGUUUCAGAUGAAAGUUUUGUUUGGAAAUCUUGUUUCUUCUCCCUGCUUCCUCUGUUUGACAUAUCCGGGGCACUAGGCAGUUCAGAAACCAAACGCCCUGACUGAUGCUGCGUAGUGUCUUUAAUUAGAUAUCUGGCUUAACUCUCUGCUAUCUUGGACAACCAGUGUUUGUUAACUGAUGGAUGGCUGACGACAUUGUUCGUGAUGGUA
This is a messenger RNA of Oryza sativa Japonica Group (Japanese rice), 2077 nucleotides long. The record is from RefSeq and is a predicted model, not a curated record. Lineage: Eukaryota; Viridiplantae; Streptophyta; Magnoliopsida; Poales; Poaceae.